Molecule: messenger RNA, 607 nt
Organism: Etheostoma spectabile (orangethroat darter)
Lineage: Eukaryota; Metazoa; Chordata; Actinopteri; Perciformes; Percidae
Product: immunoglobulin-like domain-containing receptor 2
Exons: 2
Biological process (GO): pancreas development
Cellular component (GO): membrane
Source: RefSeq, a predicted model, not a curated record
AUGCUAAGUUUUAUUUUGACAAGCUUGACGCUGGUCCCGUUAUCUUACAGUUAGUAACUGUCCGUGUGUGGCGUGAACCUGAAACAUCGUCCAGGGAUGAGACUAAAGGGAAAAGAAGUAACGUUAGACGUUCGUCAGAAAACUGUUAUGAACUUCACCUGCAGGACUUGGAAAAUGUUUUCGCUGCUGAAAUGGUGGAUUUUAAUCGUUUUUCUGACAGAUGUCCUCCUUCCCCGUUGCUCGGGGGUUCAUGUGUUUGUGAGAGAUGAGAAGAGGUAUGCUGUGCUGUUCCAGUCGGUGGUUCUGCCGUGUCAGUACAACAGCGUGUCCACCCAGGUCCCCGUGGUGCAAUGGGUCUACAAGUCCUACUGUCAGGACCGCACGCGGGAUUCAUUCAACUUCCCAGACAGCAUGAGUGGAGGCCAGGGAGGAGGGGGGCUAACGAGUGGAACCAGAGGAACCGGCCGAGGGUAUGAGGCGGGGAUGACCGCAAGCUACCUUGACUGCUCUGACAGCAGCCGGACGGUCCGAACUGUGGCUUCCAUGUCUGGUUCCUCAAUCACACUGUCAGAGUACUACAAGAACAGAGACAUCUCCAUCAUCAACA